This is a messenger RNA of Ophidiomyces ophidiicola, 1737 nucleotides long. RefSeq lists its product as uncharacterized. NCBI's taxonomy places the organism in Eukaryota, Fungi, Ascomycota, Eurotiomycetes, Onygenales, Onygenaceae. Gene Ontology annotation, biological process: transmembrane transport. The transcript has 2 exons. The coding region runs from base 1 to 1737 and encodes 578 amino acids. The record is from RefSeq and is a predicted model, not a curated record. Gene Ontology annotation, molecular function: transmembrane transporter activity.
AUGACCGACCGUCCUCAAGUACCACGGCGCAAGUCCUCUACGCCUCACUACCACACCUUUGCGACCCCCCCUCCCACCUCGCGUGGCCGGCCGCCGUCCAAUGGCUCUGCCUCAUUCAACGGAGGCUCGAGGGCGCCGACGGAUGAUGACGACGAUGAUGGUAACAGCGAUAAGAGCUCCUUUUCUGGCACACCGAUGCCCAUCCGACAAAUGGCCGUUCUGGCCGCGAUUGCACUCUGCGAGCAGACAGCCUUGAAUUCCAUCAGCCCCUAUUUGCCCGACAUGGCGUCUUCAUUUCCAGAAACAGAUCGGACCAAAGUUGGCAUGUAUGUCGGAACUAUAGCCUCGUCGUUUGCGCUGGCUCAAUUUGUCACAAACUAUUUCUGGGGCUGGCUCUCUGAUCGGAUUGGUCGCAAGCCCGUGAUUCUCAUUGGAACCAUUUCCACGUCCGCAUGCUUCCUUGCGUUCGGCUUCUGCAAACACCUGUGGCAAGCAAUUGCUGUGCAGGCGAUAAUGGGAACCGUUAAUGGAAAUCAGGGUGUAGUGUCGACGUGCCUGGGAGAAAUAACCGACCGAAGCAAUCAGUCUCGCGCUUUUGCGUUCCUGCCUGUCAUCUAUGGUAUAGGAGGAAUUACCGGUCCAGUCCUUGGCGGUUUGUUAGUUUCGAAAAAGGCGAUUAUCGACGAGAGAUUUCCUUACCUUGCACCCAACCUUGUCUCCGCGGCUAUUCUAGUGAUUGAUUUUAUCAUGGCUGCUCUCUACUUAGAAGAAAGCCUAGAAGAUGCAGUCAGCAUUCCUGCCAUUGGAAGAAGGGUUCGCAAUCUCUUUACUCGGCUAUGGCAGUUUACCUGCUCCUCGAGGCCUUCAUACCUUAGAGCACAGAGCAGGGAUUCCGGUAGAGGACUCAGCUGUUGGGGAAGUCGCGGCAACACAGAUACAGAUGUCGAACAGCCACUUUUUAGACGUCGUCGGAGUCACGACCCGCAUCUUAUCAGUGAAGAAGUGUUGAAUCGAGAUAUAAUUCUUUUGCUCAUCACAUAUUUAAUAUUCGCGCUAUCGAACGUUUCGUAUAACUCGCUAUACCCCAUUUUUGCCCAGGCAUCGCCCCCAACUGGUCGUGCACUAACACCUCAGGAGAUUGGCUUGUCUUUGGGAUUUGCCGGCAUCGUGACGAUAGUAUUCCAGGUCUGCAUAUUUGGUAAACUUCGGGAUAAAAUGGGAAAUAGAUGGUCGUAUCGUGCUGGCCUUUUUGGCUUUGUUAUAUCCUUUGCUUUGAUGCCAUUCAUCGGGUAUAAAGACAAAGCAGCUCUUGAGGGAAGAGUGUCAAAAAAUGGAAUUCUGUUGGCGAUUGAACUGUGUGUCAUUCUGCUUCUCAAAACUAUUGCCGCUGUCGGGGGCUUGACAAGUGCCCUACUUCUAAUCACAAACUCUGCCCCUGACCACUCCGUACUAGGAGCCUUAAAUGGCCUCGCCCAGACGCUGUCGGCUGCCGGUCGAGCAGCCGGGCCGUUUCUAUCCGGCAGCCUCUUCUCGAUCGCCACAAAGGUCCGGCCGAAAGGAGAAGCCCUUGCAUUCGGCGUUUUUGGCGGAAUCGCUUUUCUCGGCUUCUUGCUUAGCUUUGGGAUCCGCUCUAGAAACUUGGAGGCAGACGGCUGGGGCGAGGAUAGCGACGACGUGGACGACGAUGAUGAUGAUGUCGAUAAGUCUGAUGACGAAACUACGCGUAUCAACGCUUGA